This is a messenger RNA of Passer domesticus (house sparrow), 5561 nucleotides long. It is a transcript of the gene EIF2AK2, whose product is annotated as eukaryotic translation initiation factor 2 alpha kinase 2. Gene Ontology annotation, molecular function: eukaryotic translation initiation factor 2alpha kinase activity; ATP binding. The coding region runs from base 610 to 2316 and encodes 568 amino acids. Gene Ontology annotation, cellular component: nucleus; cytoplasm. NCBI's taxonomy places the organism in Eukaryota, Metazoa, Chordata, Aves, Passeriformes, Passeridae. The transcript is spliced from 18 exons. Gene Ontology annotation, biological process: protein phosphorylation. The record is from RefSeq and is a predicted model, not a curated record.
CGGAGCUCGGCGCUCCCAGGGCCCCCCCCGCCCCCAGAAAAGGAGGGCUGGAGGCAGGCAGGGCUCUGCAAUGGGAUGUGAGGAGAGCCUGCCCGAAUCCCGGCAGCCUGGAUGUUUUCUGAAUGACACAACGGGGCAGCUGGCACCUGGUUGGAAAAUGACCUGUUGAGAUGCUGCCAGGGAACAGCUUUGCCGUGAAAGAAUUCCCCCGCGGCGCUUCCACCCGGGCAGGCCUGCCCCUCCCGGCUGUUGGCAGCAGUUUGGCUGGCUGAGCCAGCCCCGGGCCAGCGGCUGCUGCCGCUGGGGAAGCCUGUCCCAGCCUUAGGGAACGGCACCAAACAGGUCCCUGCACGGGGUUGCAGCGUGGCGCCCAAAGAUGCCAGAGUCUGUAGGUUUUCACUCCGAAGCAUUCCGUGAACAAGGACCUGCACGAAGGAGGAGGAGGACGUGCCCACAAAAGAUUCAGCUCACUAGAGGCUGGAAUUCCCUUGCAGAAGCUGAGAACCCGGAAAAGAACAGCCAUUGGAAACCUGAGUAGGAGACAAGCUGAAACAAGAGAUAGAGUGCACGUUCUAGAAGUGAUAAUCACCUAUUGAAGAUUGUGUCAAAAUGGAUCGUGAGUAUAUGACGAAAGAUUGUGUCAAAAUGGAUCGUGAGUAUAUGACGAAGAUCAACCAUUACUGUCAAACGCAUAAACUUAAACUGGUUUAUGACCCCAUCGAUAUGACGGGCCCGUCUCAUGAUCCCGAGUUCACAGUUGUUGUCAGAAUAAACGAUGAGGAAUAUGGUAGAGGCACCGGUAAAAGUAAAAAAGAAGCAAAAGCAGUAGCAGCAAAAGAAGCAUGGGAAAUGAUUGAGAAACAGCAUAACAGUUCCUCAAAUAUGGCAGCUGCAGAGUUAGCGACAACUCAAACAACCUCAUCGCCUGCACCGGACAAAGAUUAUGUCAGCCUGUUAAAUAUUUUUUCACAGAGGUCGUGUCAAAUAGUUGAUUAUACUAAAACUUGUAUUGGAGAUGCCCAUGCUCCCACGCAUUUUGUUAGCUGUAUGAUUAGUGGUCAUUUGUACGGAAGGGGAACUGGACCUUCCCUAGCUGCUGCAAAACAAGCUGCAGCAAAGGAAGCAUAUGAGAAGGUAAAUAAGGAGAAGAUGGAAACUGAAAGAUCUAAUGGCAGUUCUACAUUUAGCAAAUACAGCAAUUCCUCUCAAGUGCCAGCUGAGUCUGACUCAGAUAAAAACAGCAUUUGCUUUGCUGACUCAUCUGCAAAGUUGGUAGAAAAAAUGAAUGACAUGGCAGUAUGUGAAAAGCCUUCACCUUUGCAGAGAAAUGCACAAAGUUUGAAGGCCAAAAGAAAAUUGGCAGCUAAUUUUGCUUGUGUUGUAAGAAACAAGGAAGAGGGAGCAAAUAUGUCAGAUUCAAAUGCAAGUUUGCCAGAUGUGGACACAAAUACUGGAGAAGAGAAUGGGAGUCCGCACACUGUCAAUAAAACAUUUCUCGAACAUUUUGAAGGAAUAGAGCCUAUUGGUGCAGGUGGUUUUGGGAAUGUUUUCAAGGCAACAUCAAAGUGUGAUAAGAAAACCUAUGCAAUCAAACGAGUUGAAUUCACAGAGAAAGUAGAGCGUGAAGCACAAGGGCUUGCAGGACUUACACAUGAGAACAUAGUGCGCUAUCAUUUCAGCUGGAAAGGGGAUGACUAUAUCAAGUACCCAGACUCAAGCUGGAGACCAAACCAGAAAAUUCUCUGUCUUUUCAUCCAAAUGGAAUUCUGUGAACAAGGAACAUUGGAAAACUGGGUUGCAAAAACUAACGAAGACCGAAAGUAUCAUGAAAUGGCACAAAACAAAUUUUUACAAAUAGUGAAAGGAGUGGGAUAUAUUCAUUCUCAAAAGUUAAUUCAUCGAGACCUCAAGCCUCAGAAUAUAUUCAUAUCACAUGAUAAUAAAAUAAAAAUAGGUGACUUCGGUCUUGUGACUUCUGUGGCAUUUGAGACUUUGACUGAGAACAGAGGAACAAAAUCGUAUAUGGCACCAGAACAGGCUGGGGCCAGAUAUGGAAAGGAAGUAGAUAUUUAUGCAUUGGGAUUAAUUUGGUUUGAAAUUCUUUCGGCAUUCACUUGUCAUGAAAAAACUAAGGUAUGGCCUUCUGUUAGACAAGGUGUGCUCCCAGAGAGCUUCACCAUCCAAUUUCCAACAGAGGCAUCCAUAAUCAAAAAGAUGCUUUCAACAGACCCUUCAGGAAGAAUCACUAUAUCUCAUUUACUUGACCUUGUGAAGUCUGUUGAUAAAGAGAAGGCACUUAGAAAUUUUUCUUAUUGAAUGUCCUUUCAAACUGUGUUUAAAUCCAGAGUUUGAUGAAUUUAUUAUAAUUGAUGAAAUGACAGAUGUCAGAAGCAACAGCAAGACUUGGGGUGUGUCUUUUCCUUGGCCACAUCACCAUUCAUGUCUGCUGGCUGCAACCAGGACAGGGCACAUCUGCAAGAAAUCACACUCAGUUUUUACCUGGAAACAUAGGUUGUAGCUGAGCUGGACUGGUUUGUACAAUAAGUACCUGGUCCUUUUCCCCUCGAAGAUCAUGUUGAUGUGCUGAAGUGCUAACUGGGUUGUGCCAAAUCCCUGCAUGUGCUGCAUCCAUUAUCCCUUAAGGUUAUCUAUUGCUUUCCAUGGAAGAACUGCUGUCUUGGUGAUAUGUGACUCAAACCUUUCUGAUUUGUUCAGUGAUAUUGUUAGUUAUUACUGGAAUGCUCCCAUUAGUACCGAGACUGGUUUUGGCAGAAAAGAUACGAGGAAUAGGUGCAUGUUAUUCUCCACUGAAUUUCAGUACUUUAAGUUUUCUUAUCUCUUCACAGCUGCUGAUGACCUAGCACCUUCAGUGCUCUGGAAUUUAAACUUGUAAAAUGAGGAUUUCUUUAAAUGUUAAACAUUCAGCUUCUAGGAAAUCUAAUUUAGAACAAAUCUCAAUUUUGAAAAGUUUAGGUUUUUAUGGUUGUCUUUUUUGGAAAGGAACAUUCAAGGUGCUAUUAAUAUAGGAAAAUUCUCAUUAUAGGAAAAUUGCCUCAGUAGUAACCAUUUGAAAUCCAAGGCUGAAAGAGCACUUAAAACAUUCCCAUGCUUCUAGGUUUUAGUCCCUUAUUGUAAUACUGAGGCAUGCCUAACCCUUAAUAACUGUACUUAGUACCUCUGGUGUGCCCACUGCCAGCCCCACAAAAGGGAACAGCAGGUUCUCUGCUACUCUUCAUUUGGAUCCAUCAGAGUUCAGCCUUGCCUGAACUUGAAGUACUGUGUGUGGUGUGGGGAGCAGGGUGAGAAGGCACAUUGGACCUUCAGGUGCUUGUCUGUGAGCUUUGUCUUGUCAAACUGUUCUUUGAUGUGGGGUCAACAUAACUCCAUAAGGGCAAAUGAGCAGAGAUUUCUAAGCACAAAAAUAGGCAAUAUGUAAAGUACUGUAUGCUUUUUCUGAAAUGUUAAAUGAGUUAAAAGUGGGUGACUGCUCUAAAAUAAAUAAAACAAAUGAAGGUAUUUAUAUUCUUAGGGAAAUUACUGAUGUUCUGGUGCAAGUAUUUGUUGCUAAAUAAGAAUGUGAUUGUACAUACUUUUGUAAGGCCUUACACCGCUUUCAUUUUUCUCUUCAUCAUGAAUGAAAUGUAUGGAAUCAUAGAAUGGUUUGGGUUGGAAGGGACCUUAAAGAUCAUGCAGUUUCAACUACCCUGCCCGGGGCAGGGACACUUUCCAGUAGAUGACAUUACUCAAGGCCUUGUUUAACCUGGCUUUGAACACUGCCAGCAGCAGGGUAUCCACAGCUUCUCUAGGAAACCUGUUCCAGUGCUUCAUCACCUUCACAGUAAAGAAUUUCUCCCUAACAUCUUAUCUCAACCUUUCACUUUGAAGCCAUUCCCCCUUGUCCUGUCACCACAUGCCCUUGGAAGAAGUCCCCUUCCAGCUCUCUUGGCAGCCCCCUUCAGGUACUGAAAGGCUGCUCUAAGGUCUCCGCAGAGCCUUCUCUUUUCCAGGCUGAACAAUCCCAACUCAAGCAACUUCAUUUGCCAGUUCCCUCAGGACCAGUGGAUGCAUGUCAGCAGGUCCCAUGGACUUGUGCACCUCUAGUUCUUUAGAUUUUCUUGACUUUGAUCUUCUCCUUGACAUCCCUGGCCAGACUGAAUCCCAUCAGAGCUUUAUGCUUUCCUAACCUUAUCUUUGACUGGAAUUCAUAAAGUGUUUCACUAUGCUAAACUAAUUAGUAUUUCUUUGCAGUGGUCCAGAUCUGUGAGAAAUUAUAUAUCUUCACAGACAAUAGUACUAUUGUCUGUGUACAACAGUACUAUUUCUGCUUUCUCUUCUCUUUAAUCUAUUGGGAUAAAAUUAACAUACAGUUUGACUUGAUGAUCUUAAAGAUGUGUUCCAACCUAAACAAUUCUAUGAAAUUAUUCAUAAUAUGAAAAUGGACAAUCUUUUGGAUGCAUUUCCUUUACAGUUUUUGGACAGAGCAAAGUAGUAUCAUUACCUUCUUGCUGUUAAGUAAUACUGUAGCAGUUUGUAACAGUAGCUUGUUCCAGUACUUUUUGAUAUAUUUUCCCUGCGUAGUAUUUGUAUACUUCAGCAUUAUCUUUUUAUAAAUGGCUAGUUAUAGUAGCAACUGCUGUUACCCAAAAAUAAAAUGUCAAUUAAAAGGUAUUUUUAUGUAAAAAAAUGAAAACCCACCAUCAUGAUCUAAUUCUAUUUAAUUAUGGAAAAUAUGCAUCUUUAUAUACAAAAGAAUACUGGUUCAAGUAAUAUCGCUGUCACGUUUCACAAGUUUUUUUUUUCCUGACCAAGUUUAAGAUAGUAAGAAAAACCCGUCUGGUAUUUAGGCAUCUCUGUAAAGAUGAAAAAACCUGAUUUAACACAUUUUGCAAUAAAGUGAUUGGCCAAUAUUUAUGCCUUUACUCAUAUUUGAAUUUUAUUACCAGCUGGCUAACACAUAAACAAAGUUGUGAAAGACUCAACCUAACUCUCAAUUACAAAUACCAAGUUUUAAUUCCUAUUAAAUUGUGCAUCAAACAGAAAAUAUGAAUUAGCUUGUCAACUUAAACUCUUCUUCUGCAUACUUUAGUAUGAAUUCUUAAGUAUGGCACAGCUCCAAGCCUUUUAAAAGAUACUAUGAGUUAUACAUACUUCUCUAGGGCUUCUUCCUUUAGACUGGCUUUAGUCAUGAUCUGCAGCACUGUCUCCAGGACAGUUUGAAGAUAAAUCUUCAGAGUCUACAGAAUAAGCAGGAAAAAAAAGUGAGUAAUUGCAGCUCAGGGAAGGAAAAAUGGUUGCUAGAACUAUUUCUAGAAUCCUUGUAGAACAGAUUAAAUAGAAUACAAGGUUUACAAGUUAGUAAGUCUCAAAUUUGUUUUAAAACAGCAAACACAAAUUCUACUCUCUUUAGUGUUGUGAAACUGGAUGGUUUUUGUUUCAGAAACAUGUGCCAGCUUUUGCAGCUUUUUUUGAUAUUGGUUUUAACAUCUGAAUUAUGUUUUCUCAAAACUAAUUAAAUUAAAUUUUAAUAUGAAUUUAAAUAAAUUUCAAUAUGGUUUGCUGUG